Medioppia subpectinata is the source of this 963-nucleotide messenger RNA. The record is from the annotation of a GenBank genome assembly. Lineage: Eukaryota; Metazoa; Arthropoda; Arachnida; Sarcoptiformes; Oppiidae.
CAACACAACCAUUAAAUCACAAUUAAAAUCACCACGACCAAUUCAUACACGCACAUGGAGUACCCAGCUACUCUGGCCGAGUGUCACGUGGGCUUUAUUGGGGCCGGCAAUAUGGCCCACGCCAUGGCCACCGGGUUUGUUAAAUCAGGUGCUAUACGGGCCGACCGGUUGACCGCCAGCGCCCCAUCCAAUCGCAAUCUCCACAAGUUUACGGACUUGGGCUGUCACGUGACUAACAAUAGCAACGCCCUGUUCGCCCACUUGACACCCGACGCCCGGCACCGGACACUCAAAGUCAUAUUCAUAUGCGUUAAGCCGGGAGUGUUUACCGGCGCCGCCGACGACCACCCGGUCAUAGAUCUGGACCAAUACGAAGACGAGCGGCGACUGGUGGUGGUGUCGGUGAUGGCGGGCGUCAAGUUGGCCACAAUCCGCGCGCGACUGGUGGACAGACUGUCGUUUCUGCCGUCCGGUGCUGUGGAUUUGAUUCGCGUGAUGCCCAACACGGCGUGCGCUUUGAACGCCGGGUGCUGUGGUGUGUGUACGGCGCCGGCCGACGCUGUCAGUGGCCGCCAACGGUUGGACGAGUUCGCCGGGCGACUAUUGGCGCCGUUGGGCACCACUGAGUUCGUCGACGAGCGCCUGUUGGACGCCGUGUGCGGUCUGGGCGGCAGUGGUAUAGCGUUUGUCUACACUAUGAUACACGCCAUGGCCGAUGGGGGCCUGAAAAUGGGUUUACCCCGUACUGUGGCCACCAAUAUAGCCACGCAAACACUGCUGGGCGCCGCACUUAUGGUACAGCAAACGGGUCGCAAUCCCAUAGCGCUCAGGGAUGAGGUGACGUCACCGGGAGGUACGACAAUACACGGUCUGCACGCACUGACCGCCGGGGGCUUUGACUCGGCUGUGAUGGCGGCCGUAGAGGCGGCCACUAAACGCUCGCAGGAGUUGUCCGGACCCUGA